Molecule: messenger RNA, 5006 nt
Organism: Panthera uncia (snow leopard)
Lineage: Eukaryota; Metazoa; Chordata; Mammalia; Carnivora; Felidae
Gene: BNIP1
Product: BCL2 interacting protein 1
Exons: 6
Coding region: 1274-1960 (228 amino acids)
Biological process (GO): retrograde vesicle-mediated transport, Golgi to endoplasmic reticulum
Cellular component (GO): SNARE complex; endoplasmic reticulum
Molecular function (GO): SNAP receptor activity
Source: RefSeq, a predicted model, not a curated record
AUGCUGCAUUUACUACACGGUGCUUGGUGCUUUUCAUGUAUUACCUCAUUUAAUGCUCCAGCCAUCCCCGUGAUUAUCACCAGUUAGCCUCAGGAUUCUGAGGCACAGAGAUGUGAAGUGGGUCGUCCUGCAGGAUUCAAGCAGGGUUGACUCCCAAGCUUCGCUUAAGGGAAGGUGCGUGGAGCACUGGAGUAACACAGAUGGGCAAGCCAUGUGUUGGUUUUUGAGGGAAGAUGUGGCUCUCAGUUAAGGCUCUGCCACUCUCAAGUUGGGUAGCCUUGGGGCAGGAUGUUCAGUUUUGUUUCACUGUUGACCUACUCUUAGUCCAUCUGCCAACCUGUAAAACUGGGGUAUAACUAUUUCAAGUGUGGUUGAGAGGAUUAAACUAGGCAUUCAGGUCUUCCUAAUUCAUGCUUGCUGAUGUGAACAAAAGUAAGCAGGGUGGGAGCAAAAGGGGAAACGCAUUCUGAGAAGAGGGAACAGCACAUUCCAAAGCUACAGAUCUAAAAAGAGCCUGAGGAAUCCAGGAGUGGGAUGAGAUGCGGUGGCUGAUGGCCUUGAAGACCAGCUAAGAAACUUGGACAAUUUAAUAAUAAAAAGAGCCACCAUUUUCUGAGAGUCUGCUCUUAAUUAUUUCCAUCAAAACUACUCCAGCGAGGUAGAUUUAAUAAAUCCAACUGUACACAAAAGGGAACUGCCAGGAGCCUCAGAAGAGGUGUAAGCUGGGAGGUGGCUUGAUCAGUUGUGAUUUUAGAACCCUUGGACCAACAGGAGGUGCUCUAAGAGAACUGCCUUGAAUCCCACACAUUAAAAGUAUUAAUAACAUUUAUCAUUUUUGCAUUUAUUCCACAAUUUAUAUUCACUGUAGAACAUAUGAAAAAUACAAGAAAGUUUAAAGAUAUAAAAAAUUGUUAAUUCCACCCUCUAGAGAAUCCCAAGUGAUACUUUCCUUCCAGUCUUCUCCCCCCGUCCCCACCUUUAUGCAAAAAAUAUGUAGUAAUUAGAAUGGCUCUUAGAUAGAAGAUGUGGAGAGGUCAGUGUUAAAACGCCCUUCAUACUCCUUCUCUUCUUCCUUUUCUUAGGACCACACCAAGGGGAGAGCCGAUUCCCUCCGCGUUUUCAGGGAUACUCCCCAGGACUCAUCGCCGCCACGCUCGCUCGCCUCAAGCCGGUCUCUAGGGGGCGCUGCUGCAAGACCUGGAGCGGAAGGAAGGCGAUGCUGAAACGCGGUUAAAUUUGGGCACCGCCGCCGCCCGUAGUCGGCGUCCUCAACAUGGCGGCUCCCCAGGAUGUCCACGUCCGUAUCUGUAACCAAGAGAUUGUCAAAUUUGACCUGGAGGUGAAGGCGCUUAUCCAGGAUAUUCGGGAUUGUUCAGGACCAUUAAGUGCACUUACUGAACUGAAUACUAAAGUGAAAGAGAAGUUUCAGCAACUGCGGCACAGAAUACAGGAGCUUGAGCAGUCAGCUAAAGAGCAAGACAAAGAGUCAGAGAAGCAAGUUCUGCUCCAGGAAGUGGAGAAUCACAAGAAGCAGAUGCUCAGCAAUCAGACCUCAUGGAGGAAGGCUAAUCUCACCUGCAAAAUUGCUAUCGACAAUCUAGAGAAAGCAGAACUUCUCCAGGGAGGAGACCUCUUAAGGCAAAGGAAAACCACCAAAGAGAGCCUGGCCCAGACGUCCAGUUCCAUUACGGAGAGCCUCAUGGGGAUCAGCAGGAUGAUGUCCCAGCAGGUGCAGCAGAGCGAGGAAGCCAUGCAGACGCUAGCCAAUUCUUCCCGGACUAUCCUGGAUGCAAAUGAAGAGUUUAAGUCCAUGUCUGGGACCAUCCAGUUGGGACGGAAGCUUAUCACAAAAUAUAAUCGCCGAGAGCUGACGGACAAACUUCUCAUUUUCCUUGCCCUCGCCCUUUUCCUCGCUACGGUCCUCUAUAUUAUAAAAAAGCGGCUCUUUCCAUUUUUGUAAGAUAGGGAAUUACCAGCUUUUGCCCUUUAAAGUCCGGUGUCAAGAUCUGGCCAUGCUACCAAGCUCUGGUAAACCAGUCCAUGCCUCCACAGUCUGCUCCAGUUGUUCUGCAGGUUGGAUGGAGACACAGAGUUCCCCAGGUUCCUGCAGGUGGCUGGCUGGCAAAGGGCGAGCAGAGCAAGGUGUCAUUGAGACACCUACAGGGACACAGGGACUCCACGAGCCGUCGCAACAGUGCUUAUGGCUGUCGCAUGGGGCAUUCAGAGGCCAGCCUUCAGGCUUUGAUCCUCCUGUCUCUCCUUCUCCUGCUGUGGCCUUAGUGCCAGAUCUGGUAGAAGGAAGAGAAAAGGGGGGGGGGGAGGAGGAUAAGGAAAACUCACGUCCAUUUCUUGAAUAAACUUGACUAUAUUUAAUAGAAUGAAAUGCAUUUGGAUUAUAAGGUAUCCUUCUGGGAAUUUGUGUCCUGCUUUUGGUGUCCAGAUUUCUAGGACAUGAACUUAGAUCAUUUAUUUGUUCUCCCAACAAAGGAUUAUUAGGCAGCAGUCAUGUGCAAUGUAUUACAGAUCCUGCCGACUGUUACAAAUAGAUUGGUAAAGCAGCUGUGGUUCCUCCCUCAGGGAGCAAGGAGAACAAGAUCUCAUAGGCUCUAAAAAAGUAAGUUACAGAAAGCCCCCACCGGAGGUGGCUGACCCAUCUGAAAAGGCUGAGGCAAACAGUCUUUUCUUUCUGUGUACAGUGGUGGGCCUGGCCUCUCGGUGUGCAGCGUCUUGGGGGCUGGCGCAUGUCUUUCUCUUUGAGGUGCAGAGCUAAAUAUAACGAUGAGAGGGAGGCUAGUGAUAAGCGGAGUCCUGUCUGGGCCUGAGUUCUGUCGAGGCCUGGGGGAUCCUAGGGCUCAGGCUGGGAGAUGUUCGUGUCCUUGUGCUAUAGGCCUGGCUGGCCUCACACAUGAAAUCCCAGCCUCCCCACUAUUUAUAGCCCCAGAGGCCCUGGGAUGUGUAACAUGGAGACAGGGGAAAGUGAGAAGAACAUGGACUUUGAACCUUGGUUUUGAGUCUUGGCUGUUUAACUAAAGGACCAUGUGACUCUGGGCAAGAUAUCUUAUGUCACUAAGCCUCAGUUUCCCCACCUGUAACAUGGGGGUGAUAGUCCACAUAGACAUUUGUUUAGUCAACAUGAGACUCCAACAAGAAUGUGAAGUAACAAGUGCAGCUUCUGUCUGACUGAGCAGUGGGCUUCCCAAGUGGGGCCACCUCCAGGGCUCUGGACCCUGAGGUUUGCUGCAGCAAACAGGGGCUUCGGUGAAAGCUGGCCUGGGCAUCACAAGUUCUGUUUAGAUCUGUUUGAGCAGAGGAUGUCAACAGUUAAGGCUUUGGCUUCAGUUACGAACUGCCAAAUCUUCAUGGGACCAAGUACUUAAGAGAUUGGCUGCACACCUCAGACUGACUAGUUUAAUGAGUAGGUUCUAAGUUAAAGUGCGUGCGUGUGUGUGUGUGCGUGUGUGUACACACUUCUAUAUAUACAUAUAUCAUACUUAAACGAUUUCUGGCCUCAGAAGACACUCACUGCAAAUUGUGCGUGCAUGUGUCUUAUUUAUAGUCAAAUUAAAGCUGAGAAUAAAGCACAGAUGGGAAAUUCCCACUCAGAUUCCAGCUGUAAGUGCAGCAGAUGGCUGUUAUCAAUUUAGGAUUUUCUUGUCUUAACAUUUUUCUUUACCACUUCCCACUAAUUGUCAACAUCCUCCUUCCAAUAUGGGAAUGUGUGGGCGCUGUACUCCUUAAAAAAUCUCCCUUUGACUUUAUUCUUCUGUAACUUGCUAGGUUGAAUUUGAAAUGUCAUCAAUAGCAUUGUAUCUUGGAACCCCAUUCAGCCACCGGGAUUCAAAGUCAUCCCCUAGCGGGCUGGCUGGACGGAGAGCAACCAUCUCCAUGUUCAACCAUGAGGGGGCAGUGUUCACAUUUGCUCUGUGGUCUUGCUGUGUGUAUGGCUUCAUCAGUCCAUAGGGAACGCUCUUGCGGAUUUUUUUUUCCACGUACCAGACUUUAAAAACAAACAAACAUACAAAUGUACAAAGUUUAUAGUUUUUAGAAGAUGUUUCAUAGAUGAUUUUCAUUUUCACUGUGAAAAGUAAGGCCAGCUUGUGUUCUACAGUUUGGUUAGGUGACAGUCAAAGAAUUAAAAGUAUAGAGCAGCUGUCAAGAGGUCGUCCAUUCAAGUAUUUACUGAGCACGUACUUUGUACCAGGCACUGUGCUAGGUAUAGGCAGUGAAUAAAACAAAGAUUCCCUGUUGUUGUGGAACUUACAAUAUGUGAGAGAGGGCAGGCAGAUGAUAAACAAAUAAGCCAUUCAUUCUGUUAGACAAUAAGUGGUCUAGGAAAGAGGGAAGCCCGCUAAUGGAGACAGGAAUGUAGGUGUGGGGAUAGGUUUGCAGUAUUAAGUAGGGUGGUCAGAGCUGGCCUCACUGAGGAGGUGAGGUCUGAGCAAAGGCUUGUUGGGGAGGGAGACCCCUUAGCCAUGCGGACUGCUGGGGGAGAUGGGCUCCGGCACAGGGACCAGCUGGGGCUGGAGCAAAGGGCUACAGUGGGAGCACCUGCGAUACUGUGGUUGAUAGUAAGAAAUAUAUAUUUGAUAGUAAGAAAUAUAUAUUUGGUGUCCCCAGUCAGGGACACAGAGCUCCUAAAACCCUUGGACUUUCCUGCAGUGAGAGCGAUAAAGGUUUCUUUUGUUACGUGCAUGAGGCGACUUUUGGAAAGCACUAAAGACAGGGCUGGUUGCCAGUGGACCUCAGAGGAGGGGAGAGGGGUUGGAAAUUAAGUUCAGUCACCAGUGGCCCAUCAUUUAAUCAAUCAUGACCGUCGAAUGAAGCCUCCACAAAACCCAGGAGGACGGUGUUCAGAGAUCUGGGUUGGUGAACACGUGGAGAUUGAGGGAGGGUGGCACACUUAGGGCAUGGAAGCUCUGCAUCCUUUCCUCGUGCCUUGCCCUAUGCGUCUCUUCCAUCUGGCUGUUCUACCCUUUCUUAAUAAACUGGUCAUCUAGUAAGCAAAA